AGACGGGGGCCGUUUCAUAUUCAUACAUCCGAUCAAACUCCUAAAACACUCCAUAAACUCUGCUGUCAUCCUCUUCUCCCUUUCAAUUCUCCUUAAUCACACCCAAAUUCACUUCAAACCCCUAAACAAAUCUUGAUCAGAACCCUAACCCACUAAAAAAAAUCCAAUCUUUAUCACUUUCCCCCCUUUUUACAACCCUAAUUCUCACAAUCUUGUUCACAUGGUUACUGAUACUUCCCCCAAUUUCGAUGAAGGAGCUGACAUUUUCUCUCCGAUGGUGCCGAGCGAAAGCGAUUCCAUGGUGGUAAAGCGAAAAGACAUGUCGGGUUUCGAACGUGAAGGGAGCAGGAGGAAGAAAAAGAAGAAGCAAGGCGGUACGCCUCGUCCCGCUUGCUCUUGGGUACAUUUUAGUCGCGAAUUCAUAAAGGAGUACAGUGCUUCGCAUCCCGAAUCCUCCGGUCUGAAAGUUGCAACAAAAGCAGCCUCGGACGCAUGGAAAGUGAUGACUUCUGAAGAAAAGUCAAAAUACACAAUACGUGCUCGUGAAGUAUGGAACGACUACUUGAGUACUGCCCCCGCACGCGAACCUAAACCGAGAAAGCAGGCCAACCUAGUCACUCGGUGUUCACCCGGUCGUUUAGUCAACGUGUUAAAACACUUCACAGAAGAGCAAAAGGAAGCCGUGAAAAGCAUGGGAUUCGGUAGUCUUCUCGAUCUUAAAUGUAGAACUUUACGGCGUAGCUUAUGCUUAUGGCUGCUAGAACGAUUCAACACCAUAAGGCGUAACCUAGAGAUUUGCGGUGAACGGAUUCCGUUACACCCUCAUGACGUCGAACUCGUAAUGGGAUUACCUGCUAGUGGUAAAGAGGUGGUCAACUCCGGUCCUGACGAUUUAGUUGCAGAGCUGCGUUUAAAAUACAACGCUUCAAAUCGCGGAAUUUCUGUUCGGUUUCUUGAAGAAAGAUUGGGACAACCAGAAGCGGGAGAUGAUUUCAAAAGAGCUUUUUUGCUUUACGUUUUAGGGACGCUUUUGUGCCCGACGGCAAGGCUGGAUGUUAGCCCGUCGUUUCUUCAUCUUUUGACGGAUAUGGAUUCUAUUCAUGAGUACAAUUGGGCGAAGUUCUUGCUUGAUAGGUUAGUUAGGGAGGUGUCUCGUUAUCGUCAAGGGAAACAACGUGCGGUCGGUGGUUGUCUUCUGUUUCUUCAGUUAUUCUACUAUGAGAGUGUUGCCAUAGGAGGAACUUGUGAACCGGGUCCAAUUGUUGUUCCGUGCGUAUCCUUGUGGACCGAAGAAGCUAUUUCCGAGAGAGAGAAACAGGAGAAAGAGCUUGGUGGUUACGGAAGUGGAGAGGUGAUUUGCAAGGAGAAGGGUCUCGGGUUAGGGCCGUUUGACAGGGAUCAUUCCGAUGUACAUCCGUUAAGAGAGGUGGCUGCUAGAGCUAAUCGUGGUACUCUCGUUCGACAUGAUGAAACCCUGGAUAACGUACCAUUUGCGUACAAGAACGAGAACACGCCACCUAUGCGAACCGAUAACUAUACGUACAAGAAUCCGUUAGAUUAUACAAACACAAAUCCCCAUGACAAUAGAAGUAUGUACACAACAAGCCAAUCAUCCGCAUGUGCAUGCCCGCUUCAAACUCUUCUGAACUGCAACUUCACGGGUUUAUUUCAAGAACUAUCGGAUCAUUUCAGCUCGAAACAUUGGGAUUCCGGGAGGCGUUUUCAGUAUAAUUCACCUUUACCGAUAUCAUUGGGCAUGGAUGAAACGUUUCUCGUGCUUCAAGCAGAAGAAGACGGUGUUCUUUUCUUGGUAAACAAAGGGACCGAAAAUAUCGGCCAUACCGUUGUGGUAACUUGCAUUGGCCCGAGCAACAGUAACGAGCGGUUUCUGUAUUGUCUUGUGUCGGAAAGAGGAACCAGCUCGUUAAAGUUGAAGUCGUACACACAGACUCUACCGGGUCGGGUUGAAGGUACUCCGUCGGAUUUUCUUCUGGUCCCGUUCGGGUAUCUGAAUUCUUCCGGCGAGCUGAAUUUGGAGGUUUGUAUAUGGCACCCUUCGGAUUUAGGUGAAGUUUGAUAAUACCGAAAGACUAAUUUUUUUUUUUGGUCAAGAGUUGACUUUUCGGACCGUUUUACUCUGUUUUCUGUUGCGAUCAAACCGUCAAUCUCGUAAAGAUGUUAAAAUAAACACGGCGAAAAACCGGUGUUUUUAUAUAGAGUUAAAUGUCAUUUUAGUCCCUGUGGUUUGGGUCAUUUUGUCAGUUUAGUCCAAAGGUUUCAUUUUUUGCAUGUGGGUCCAAAAAGGUUUUACUGUUGCCAUUUUAGUCCACUGGGUUAACUUCAUCCAUUAUUUCUGUUAACGAGAAGGGCGAUUCGGUCAUUUUAUAUGGCUGAAUUGCCUUUCUAGUUAACAAAAUUACAUAUAAAAUGACCAAAUUGCCCUUCUGGUUAACAGAAAUAAUGGAUGAAGUUAACCCAGUGGACUAAAAUGGCAACGGUGAAACCUUUUUGGACCCACAGGGGAAAAAUGAAACAUUUGGACUAAACUGACAAAAUGCCCCAAACCACAGGGCCUAAAAUGGCAUUUAACUCUUUUUUAUAUUUUUAAAAGAUGAUGGUUGGUUUGUGACUAGAAGACAGGUAUUAUGGUUGAUAGAAGUGUUUGGUUUUUUUUUUUUUUUUAAUUUUUUUUUCUGGGAUUUAGGAAAUGUAUGUAGUAGGGUUAUGUUGAAAAUGAUGAUUGCUUUGAGUUUGAAAUGUAUUUUUGUUUGAUUUUAUAGUACAACAUAUAUAAUGGUGGAAGUUUUCUGAAUA
Molecule: messenger RNA, 2814 nt
Organism: Helianthus annuus (common sunflower)
Lineage: Eukaryota; Viridiplantae; Streptophyta; Magnoliopsida; Asterales; Asteraceae
Exons: 8
Coding region: 221-2077 (618 amino acids)
Source: RefSeq, a predicted model, not a curated record